Motacilla alba alba is the source of this 3472-nucleotide messenger RNA. It is a transcript of the gene RABEP1, whose product is annotated as rabaptin, RAB GTPase binding effector protein 1. Lineage: Eukaryota; Metazoa; Chordata; Aves; Passeriformes; Motacillidae. The record is from RefSeq and is a predicted model, not a curated record. The coding region runs from base 9 to 2585 and encodes 858 amino acids. The transcript has 18 exons. Gene Ontology annotation, biological process: endocytosis; Golgi to plasma membrane transport. Gene Ontology annotation, molecular function: growth factor activity; GTPase activator activity. Gene Ontology annotation, cellular component: endocytic vesicle; endosome.
GCCGAGCCAUGGCCCAGCCGGGCCCCAGCGCCCAGACCGAAGAUGCUCUUCUACAACGGGUAGCAGAAUUGGAAAAGGUCAAUGCAGAAUUUCUGCGCACAAAGCAGCAACUUGAGCAAGAAUUUAAUCAAAAGAGAGCAAAAUUUAAGGAGUUAUACCUGGCUAAGGAAGAGGACCUGAAAAGACAGAAUGCAGUGCUGCAGGCAGCCCAGGAUGACCUGGGCCAGCUGCGGACCCAGCUGAUGGAGGCCCACGCUGAAAUGGAGAACAUCAAGGCCAUAGCCACCGUGUCAGAGACCACCAAGCAGGAGGCCAUCGAUGAGGUCAAGAGGCAGUGGCAAGAAGAAGUGGCUUCCCUCCAGGCCAUCAUGAAAGAGACUGUCCGUGACUAUGAGCUGCAGUAUCACCACAGGAUGGAGCAAGAGCGAGCUCAGUGGAGCCAGUACCGAGAGAACAUGGAGCGGGAAAUUGCAGAGCUGAGGAGGAGACUGUCUGAAGGCCAGGAGGAGGAAAACCUAGAAAAUGAAAUGAAAAAGGCUCAGGAAGAUGCUGAGAAGCUGCGCUCGGUUGUGAUGCCCAUGGAGAAAGAGAUUGCAGCCCUAAAGGAGAAACUGGCAGAAGCUGAAGAAAAAAUAAAAGCAGCAUCAGAGGUUAAAGAACUGAACCAUUAUUUAGAAGCUGAGAAGUCCUGUAGGACAGACUUGGAGAUGUAUGUGGCUGUUCUCAACACACAAAAAUCAGUCCUGCAAGAAGAUGCAGAGAAGUUGAGGAAGGAGCUGCAUGAAGUUUGCCAUCUCCUAGAGCAAGAGAGGCAGCAGCACAACCAGCUGAAACACACAUGGCAGAAAGCCAAUGACCAGUUCCUGGAGUCCCAGAGGCUGCUGAUGAGGGACAUGCAGAGGAUGGAAAUUGUGCUCACCUCAGAGCAGCUCCGGCAGGUGGAAGAGCUGAAAAAAAAGGAUCAGGAAGAAGAUGAUCAGCAAAGGCUUAGCAAGAGAAAGGAAGAGAAGCAAAAAGAUUCAGAUGAUGAAACAAAGGCUUCAUGUUCUCUGGCCCCUGAAGAAACCCUUACCCAGCUCUCUAAUGAAGAGGUGCAUGUGAAUAGCACCCAUGGCUCAGUCCAUUCCCUGGAUGCAGACUUGCUUCUUUCCUCUGGCGAAUCCUUCAAUAAACCAGACACUGAUAUGUUUAAAGAUGGACUUAGGAGAGCACAGUCAACAGACAGUCUGGGCACAUCCGGAUCCUUACAGUCCAAAGCUUUAGGGUACAACAACAAAGCAAAAUCUGCUGGGAACCUGGAUGAGUCAGAUUUUGGACCACUUGUUGGAGCAGAUUCAGUGUCUGAGAACUUUGAUACGGCUUCCCUUGGGUCCCUGCAAAUGCCGAGCGGGUUCAUGUUGACCAAAGAUCAGGAAAAAGCAAUCAAAGCAAUGACACCAGAGCAAGAGGAGACUGCUUCCCUGCUCUCCAGUGUCACCCAGGGGGUGGAAAGUGCUUAUGUGUCCCCCAGCGGGUACCGCCUGGUCAGCGAGACAGAGUGGAACCUGCUGCAGAAGGAGGUGCAGAAUGCAGGGAACAAGCUGGGCAGGCGCUGUGACAUGUGCUCCAAUUAUGAGAAGCAGUUGCAAGGGAUCCAGAUCCAGGAGGCUGAGACCAGAGACCAGGUGAAAAAGCUGCAGGUGAUGCUGAGGCAAGCUAAUGACCAGCUGGAAAAGACAAUGAAAGAUAAACAGGAGUUGGAGGAUUACAUGAAACAAAGUGCUGAAGACUCUUCUAAUCAGAUCUCCUUGCUCAUGGCCAAGUGUCAGAAGUCAGAGAAUUUCCUCAGUGAGCUGCAGCAGGCAUUUCUGCAAGCCAAGAGAAGUGUCCAGGAGCAAAUGGCUGUCCUGACACAGUCACGGGAGCAGGUCUCAGAAGAGUUGGUGAGACUGCAAAAAGAUAAUGAAAGUCUGCAAGGAAAACACAGCUUGCAUGUGUCCUUACAGCAGGCUGAAGAUUUCAUUCUACCAGAAGCAACAGAGGAGCUCCGGGAGCUGAUCCUCAAGUACCGGGAGGACAUCAUCAGUGUGAGGACAGCAGCAGAUCACCUCGAGGAGAAGCUGAAGGCAGAGAUCCUCUUCUUGAAGGAACAGAUCCAAGCUGAACAAUAUUUGAAAGAAAAUAUAGAAGAAACUCUACAGCUGGAAAUAGAGAAUUGCAAAGAGGAAAUAGCUUCCAUUUCCAGUUUAAAAGCUGAACUGGAAAGAAUAAAAGUGGAAAAGGAACAGUUGGAAAGUUCUUCACAGGAAAACCUGCAGCAGCUGGAGAGUCUGCAGGAGGCAAAGAAUGCUCUAGAAGAACAGCUGAAGAAGGAGACUGCAGCAAAGGCCAACCUUGAGCAGCUGGUGUUUGAAGAGAAGAACAAAGCCCAGCGGUUGCAGACUGAGUUGGAUGUCAGUGAGCAAGUGCAGAGAGACUUUGUAAAGCUUUCUCAGACACUUCAGGUGCAGCUGGAGAGGAUCCGGCAGGCAGAUUCCCUGGAGAGGAUCCGUGCAAUCCUGAACGACACAAAACUGACGGACAUUAAUCAGCUCCCUGAAACAUGACACCCUGAUGGGCUCCGAGGCUGUGGCUGGGGUUUUUAACUCAUCUUUAUAGCAACAUUAAUUAUUAUUUAACUCUAACCGAGAGAGCAGAAGACAACAGAGGGGAGCAAUGACUUAAGUUUUGUUUCUAGAGGGGAAAAAGGUUUCGUACUGGGCAGGAAGAGAGCACAAGGGUGACUUGUAGUGUAGGAAGGAGAAUUUCUAAUGGAAACACUAAUGAGUGCAGUGUUUCGUGUUCCACGGAGUGGGAUCAGUCCUUACAUUCUGAAAAACUUCCCUCUUUCAGCCGACUUCGUAACCUAAUAUAGAGUUUUGGAACAUAUACCCCUGUCUUUCCCUCUGUUCUUUCCCCCACUACUGUGAUCAAAGUAGCUGCUGGAAACUAUUGUCCCUCCAAAACGUUGAAGAGCAAAGUGGUUGAAGUUUUUCUGUUUGAAUAGUCAGUAACAGUAUUCACUAGCAGAGAGAAUGAGGUGUAGAGUAUGCUGUAUGAAUAUUUUAUAUUAAAAUAUGACUUUAUUAGCAGGACACUGGAUAUUGAUCUUAUUUCAUAACUCAGUACUUUUUUUUAAAAAACCAUUGGCUCUGUGAAGAAUCUGAAUGCUGCUGAAAUGUGGAUAUGAGUGAGCUGUGUAUCUCCUGAACAGAUAGAAGCUAAUCCAAAAGAAAAAGAACACUGUACUGAGAAUUUAACUCCUUGCCAUUUUUCUGUUGAAUUCAGAUACGGAAAGAAAAGCACAAGAAAUGCACUGUUUUGUAAUCUCUUUUCACAAAUGUAAUUUAGAAUAUGGAGCUACAACCGGUUGUUUCUCAUCUCCUAAAGCUGAGCAGUGCCUGGAAUCCCUUCUCUGUGGAAAGAAAAAAAAACCAACAAAAAACCAAAAAAA